Molecule: messenger RNA, 693 nt
Organism: Poeciliopsis prolifica (blackstripe livebearer)
Lineage: Eukaryota; Metazoa; Chordata; Actinopteri; Cyprinodontiformes; Poeciliidae
Exons: 3
Coding region: 9-641 (210 amino acids)
Source: RefSeq, a predicted model, not a curated record
CUCACAGUAUGGCCGUUGGAAACGCUGCCUGCGGUUUUCCGGAGGCAGAAGUGCACGUAAAACCAGAGGACAGCAGAUGUGGGUUUUAUUCUCUUCAGUGGGUACAUGGCAAUGCCGAGCAUCUCCAGGCUUUCUUUUCUUUUUUUGAGAGUAUGGCUGCCUUCCAGAACCAGAUCUGCUGCAUGUCCCUGGAGAGAAACCUGACAGAAAAAUGCUAUAAGACAAGCUUCAAAGGACACACAGAGAUUGCCUCCACCAAACAAACCCCACCCCCUCGCACUCGUUUGGCUUCCUUCACGCAUCACAUGGGCGAGACGGAGGCAUGCAAGUACGGCAGGGUGGAGCGGGUACAUUUGCAAGCCGUUCCCUGGAGGGCCUGUAAAAUUGCCUCCAUUUGGAUGGAGCGUCAGCGGCCAGGGGGCUCCGCUCCCCUGACAGCCGCAUCAGCGCGGCUGCAACCCUCUGAUUCUCCUCACCAGCUCCCGCCUCGGGCUCCCGGCCUCGCUGCGUGUGCCAUCUCUGCCCGGCAGAAACCCAGGAUGAAGUUCUCGCUCCCCCGGUUAAUCUCCCCCGCGUUUGAUCAGAGUUACGAGAGACAGCAACCAAUGCAAAGAUCCAACAAAGGGAGAAGCAGAGAGUAAACAUGAGCUGGAUUUACGCUGAGCUGCAAGUCGACUGAAUAUCUGGACACAU